CUUCAACAUGUUAAUUUGAUUAUUGAAGUCGAAGUAGAUCCCUACAAGACUUCAAGGCUUUGAAGAGGAGGAACAAACCAAAUAAAUCAAUAGGCUGAAACACAGACGGUACAUAGUAAACCAUUAAAAGGGAACACUAUCAUUAGCAACAAGUACAGAAGACAGACAGGGACACUUAUUCCUACAUUCCCACGCUCACAUAUCAGUUCGUAUGUCCUUCACUCUCUCUGUCUUACUCAAAUAGAAACAAACUCAUUACCUGCAAUCAUGACAGAAAAUGUAAGCUCAAUGAUGGACACCCCAACCAACAUUUCCUUGGUGGGCCCAGGGGACCCCAUAUCCCACUCUCUGGAGUACAAGACUGUGGCAGUGUUCCUGGUUCUGCUGGUCUGUGGACUUGGCAUUGUGGGUAAUAUCAUGGUGGUUCUCGUGGUCCUGACCACGCGACACAUGCGUACGCCCACCAACUGCUACCUGGUCAGCCUGGCCAUAGCGGACCUGACCGUGCUGGUGGCCGCUGGUCUGCCUAAUGUGUCAGACAGCCUGAUGGGCACCUGGGUGUUUGGGCAUGCUGGCUGCCUUGGCAUCACCUACCUCCAGUAUCUUGGCAUCAAUGUGUCCUCCUGCUCCAUCACAGCUUUCACUGUGGAGAGGUACAUUGCUAUCUGCCACCCAAUGAGGGCCCAGACAGUGUGUACGUUGUCCCGGGCCAAGCGGAUCAUAGCAGGGGUGUGGUUGUUCACCUGUGUCUACUGCAUGCUGUGGUUCUUCCUGGUGGACAUCCAGGUAAUGAAGGACAGCACUAUCCAGUGUGGCUACAAGGUGUCCCGUGACCUCUACCUCCCCAUCUACCUCAUUGACUUUGCCAUCUUCUACGUGAUCCCUCUGCUCCUGGCCAUAGUCCUGUACGGCCUAAUUGCCCGCGUCCUGUACCUCAACCAACUCCCCAACCGGCCCGACGCGGGCACAGUCUUCGCUGGCGCCACCACGCUCCGCAGGAGCUGCAAGGAACCAGCAGACGAAGGGAAAGGGGGUCGUCAGGGCCGCUCGAAGAGUGUGCUCUUCUCCAGGAAACAGGUCACUAAGAUGCUGUCAGUGGUGGUGAUCCUGUUUGCCUUACUGUGGAUGCCCUACCGGACCUUGGUCCUUAUUAACUCCUUCGUUGACACACCUUACUUGGACGCCUGGUUUGUACUGUUCUGUCGGAUCUGUAUGUAUGCCAACAGUGCCAUCAACCCCGUAGUGUACAACCUGAUGUCUCAGAAGUUCCGUUCAGCAUUCCGCGGGCUCUCCCAGUGCCAGAGGCAGGAGGCCCACUGCACCCUCUCCAUGAACCAGACCGGUUACAGCAUGGCCAGGGACCCACGCAUCCCCCAACAGACUAGCAACGAGACCAAACUGGGGGCAAGGAGAGUGACCUGCACUGACACAGUGACGGCGGGGCAGAGCAAAGACACCUCCUCAGCCCAAGAGAGGAAGGAUCAGGAUCACCUGAAGGAAGAGAGGAAAGACACAAGCUUUGGUGAGACCAACUCCACAUCUGGGCAAAAUGAGAUCAUGUUCACAUCUGGGCAAAAUGAGAUCAAAUCCACACCUGGGCAAUCUGAGACCAACUCCACAUCUGGGCAAAAUGAGAUGGUGUUCACAUCUGGGCAAACUGAGAUCAAAUCCACACCUGGGCAAUCUGAGACCAACUCCACAUCUGGGCAAAAUGAGAUCAUGUUCACAUCUGGGCAAACUGAGAUCACAGCCACGCCUGGGCAAAAUGAGAUCAAAUGCACACCUUGGCAACCUGAGAUGAGUGAGGCAGCAAUUAAUCACACAGUGCUGUAGAUAAAACAAGCCUGUUUUAACAUGAGGAAGUGAGUAUUCAUCAUUCGCCAAUCCAAACAAAUGUUGGUAACAUAGCCCUUUAGGGCAGGGUUUCUUAAACUAUGGGUCGGGACCCAAAGUGGGCCCUGGGCAUUAUACAUCUAUGUAUACACUAAUUCUUCUUUUAAUUUGAGUCGUUGAAGGAUGAUUUGAGUCAUAGGAGGAUGGUCAAUUUCUCAUUUGGGUUUCGAGCUGAAAAAGUUUAAGAACCCCUGCUUUAGGGUAUUGCAGGAUGCAUUGGAAUGGAAAAGUAAUCCAUAUCAUUACCCUUGAAAAAGCACUAUCACCUAUUGCAGAAUGAAAAGAUUCAGGCCAUUAACAGUAUUAUAAUUUAGGAUUCUGGGUUUUUGACUGUAAAAAGCAUCAUCAACACCUGACUCCUCUGCAGAGUGUUAUGGGUCGCUCCCAGGGAUCACUGCAGGGCUCCUCUGCUCUUGUUAGUGCAUUUCAUUAGGUACUCUUCUCAUUAGGUUGCUACGCUCAGAGGGAAAGAGGAAUAACAUGCUGUUCAGAGAGAGAGAGAGAACAAGAGAGAGAGCACUGAUUGCCUUUAAAGGGCAAUUUCACCACUUUUCAACCUAACUUUCAUUAUCUCAAGCACAAUACCAGUGUCUAUAUAUGUGAAAAUGACACAUUUCUAAGUUUUAUAGAAACAAAUAUAAAGCAAAAAAGUUAUGACCCAGGGACAACACUGUAAAGCACUGCCAUUUGUUCUGCACAAAAGCCCCAGCUCAGAGCACAGGACAUUUUGCUAUCAUUUUAUCUCCACUUUGCCAAGAGAUUAAUUUUAAUGUUUUGGGCCACGUGAGAAAGUUGGAAUGGGUGGGGUAACCGGGGUUGGUUGAAUGGUAUUCAACAAAAGCAAACAGAGUAUACAAAUGCCCAUAGAUGUUUAAUGUUUGGGUUAACAUCCGGAUUAACAGAUAAAAAUGAUCCAUUAAGAAUGGUUGGCGAUGUGGGGAUAUUAGGAUGCUGGCCUUUGAUUCAAAGUGGUUCACCACCCAGCGAAAAUUAGUUCAAGUCAUUGCAUUAUUGAAAGAGUGGCUCAUCUUCUACACAUCCACACCUCAUGAUGAGUCAUGGUCCCAGCCCAGGCUGAGUCUCUUUCAAAUUGCUCCUAAACAUUACAGAUCCUGAAUAAAAGGGGAAUGUGUGCAAUUAACUAAUACUGUAAUGAGAAUCCCACUUUAGUUUAAAUCAUUUCUAGCUAGUAGCAAUCUAGAUGUGUCAAUAUGAGUAAGCUCUGCAGCUUUUUAAUAUGGAUAGUUUUAGUGCCAGAGAGUUAUGGAUGAUCUGUGCCAUUGUAUUUUUCCUGCCAGAAGUCUACAGGUGGCUGACUGUGGCUUCCUCAAUGCCUGAGUGUCUUUAUUUACUAUAGCGAGACCAGCCAACUCUGAUCACUCCCUGUUGUUCAGUUACGCUGGAUGGAGAUACAUUACCUAUAUGGUUGUAGUCACUGUUGUGGGACGGUUACUGUACUAGAUUGGGAACAGGAGCAGAAAUGUAAUAUAAUGUACAUUUAGGAAACUGGGGUAAAAUACUGAAUG
This is a messenger RNA of Coregonus clupeaformis (lake whitefish), 3419 nucleotides long. Its product is annotated as thyrotropin-releasing hormone receptor-like. Lineage: Eukaryota; Metazoa; Chordata; Actinopteri; Salmoniformes; Salmonidae. Gene Ontology annotation, molecular function: thyrotropin-releasing hormone receptor activity. Gene Ontology annotation, cellular component: membrane. The record is from RefSeq and is a predicted model, not a curated record. The transcript is spliced from 3 exons. Bases 268 to 1833 code for a protein of 521 amino acids. Gene Ontology annotation, biological process: phospholipase C-activating G protein-coupled receptor signaling pathway.